AUGCGCGGCUGGACGUCGAAUAAUCCUAGUGCGCUUUCGUUGUUGCCUAAAGAGUCUUUGCUAGAGGUAUUACCUCGCGCCAAUAAUGGAGACGUUGAAUUGGGCCGCCUGUCUACGCCCGUUCGCACGCUGGGCCUUAUAUGGCAGCCCUUCAACGACCUGAUUGGUUUUAAUACAGGUGUAAAAAAAGAUACGGUGUUACCUGAAAAAUUAACGAAACGAGAGGUUCUAGUACACGUAAUGAAAAUUUACGAUCCGCUUGGGAUCCUUGCCCCAAUCGUCGUUCGUGGCCGUAUAAUGUUCCAAGACGCUUGGCGCAAGGGUUUAGACUGGGAUCAAGAGCUCUCUCAAUGUGACAGCGCCGCGUGGAAGUUAUGGUUUCAAGACCUGAUCUCCACUUCCAGUUUGCGAAUACCACGCCGCUACAACUUGAGCGAGCUCAAAGUAGAGGGAUGCGAGUUACAUGUGUUUUCGGAUGCGAGUGAGUCUGCCUAUGCUGCUGUGGCCUAUUGGCGCUUUCUAUAUGUAAAUGGUGACGUGAGACUCUCCCUCAUCUGUAGUAAAAUGCGCGUGUCCCCAAUUAAACCUGUCUCCAUUCCUCGUUUAGAACUUCAAGGUGCACUAAUGGCUGCGCGCCUUGCUACGACAAUAUGCGAAGCCCAUCGGUUGAAGCCAACGAGACGUGUUUUCUGGUGCGACUCAAUGACUGCGCUAGGUUGGCUUCGUAGUGAUGCGCGUACCCUUAAACCCUUUGUGUCCCACAGAGUUGGUGAGAUACUGGAGCUUACAAAUAUCAGUGAGUGGCGUUGGGUACCGAGUGACCUAAACGUAGCCGAUGACGCUACACGCGUCAAACGUUUUGUGUUCUCUCCAGAAUCUCGCUGGAUCUCAGGGCCUACCUUUCUCCUGUCCUCGUCCUGGCCCGCUGAACCUAAAAUUGAUGUUAGCGGAUUAGGACGUGAAGAGUUUAAAAAUAUCAUUCAUCUGAUCACCGAGAUUGAGCUGCCCGCACCAAUAUCUGCAGAUCCGUAUCGUUUCAGCUCAUGGCUGAGAAUGGUGCGAGCAACGGCAAAGGCGCAUCAAUUCAUAUCAUUAUUGCGAAUGCGUAGUAUGAGAAGACGAGACGCGAACUUCAACCUCCCUCGUCUUGAAGGACACUUAUGUACCUUCCAUCCACCUUGCACAUCCUCUCCUGGUACCGCGAACCCCCCUUAUAACCAACCAAGAAUAACUGCGAACGAUAUCCGUCUAGCUGAAACCCAUAUUUUACGUCAGAGUCAACUUGAUUCCUUCAAAGAGGACAUUUUGAGAGUAAAGAACGGAGACCCGUUGCCUCGAAGCAGCCGCCUUUUUAAACUAUCCCCAUUCAUAGAUAACAAUGACCAACUCAGAAUGUUCAGUCGUAUAGCAGCUGCAACAGGCGUCACUGAUGAAGUUAAACGACCCCUGAUCUUGGACGGAAAGCACCCAGCAGUACGCCUCCUUAUAGCAAGAUACCACCAAAAGGCUGGCCACGCAAACAAAGAAAAGGUCCUGAACGAACUCCACCAAAGAUUUUGGAUAUUGGGCCUCAGAAAUGCUGUCCGAUCAGUAACCCACGCAUGUCAGUUUUGCAAACUUCACCGCGCCAGAGCAUUCACGCCACCAAUGGGAGAUCUACCGGAGUCCCGAUUGGCUCAUCAUCAAAGACCAUUUUCCUUCGUCGGUCUUGACUACUUUGGGCCUGUGCUCGUUUCAGUUGGUCGAAGAAGAGAGAAACGCUACGUUGCUCUAUUUACGUGCCUCGUCAUCCGCGCCGUACAUCUUGAAGUGGUACAUAGUUUAUCGACAGACGCGGCCAUAAUGUGUCUACGCCGUUUUAUUGCUCGUCGAGGCACACCGCAAGAGAUCUGGUCAGACCACGGAACAGCCUUUGUUGGGGCGAGCAGGGAGUUACAAGCUCUUUACGGCAACUCAGUUGAAAUUUAUGCAGCUAAUGAAUCAAUCAAUUGGCGUUUCAUUCCUCCGGCAGCACCUUUUAUGGGCGGAGCAUGGGAGCGUUUAAUUCGCAGCGUUAAAGAAGCCCUGAAGACAACCCUAAGAGAACAGGCUCCCUCAGAUGAAGUUCUGAGCACACUAUUGGCGGAGGCUGAAGCCAUUAUUAAUACACGACCACUCACGCACGUUUCACUUGAUUCUGAUGCUGACGAAGCGUUGACCCCGUCGCAUUUUUUACUCACAUCUCCGUCUGGGCCCCCUAUUCCCGCUACUUUGACCGAAGCCGACCUCUUGAGCAGAAAUAAGUGGCGCAGGGCGGUAAGGCUAGCCGACCACUUCUGGCAGCGCUGGGUCAGGGAAUACCUCCCCUCCUUAUCACCACGGACAGGAGGAGGAUCUCCGCCUAAUAUCGCGAUUGGGGACAUCGUAAUAAUUUGUGAUUCAAACCUGCCUCGAGGCUCUUGGCCUAAGGGUCGUGUCACCGCCGUAUACCCCGGCAGAGACGGGAUAAUCAGAGUAGCAGAUGUCGCCACUGCUGCUGGGGUGUUUCGCAGACCCCUCAAGAAGCUCGCGAAAAUACACGUCGCUCUUUAA
Messenger RNA from Leguminivora glycinivorella, 2571 nucleotides. RefSeq lists its product as uncharacterized. Gene Ontology annotation, biological process: DNA integration. Bases 1 to 2571 code for a protein of 856 amino acids. The record is from RefSeq and is a predicted model, not a curated record. The transcript has a single exon. Gene Ontology annotation, molecular function: nucleic acid binding. NCBI's taxonomy places the organism in Eukaryota, Metazoa, Arthropoda, Insecta, Lepidoptera, Tortricidae.